This is a messenger RNA of Mytilus californianus (California mussel), 2878 nucleotides long. RefSeq names its product protein RFT1 homolog. The record is from RefSeq and is a predicted model, not a curated record. Gene Ontology annotation, biological process: dolichol-linked oligosaccharide biosynthetic process; glycolipid translocation. Gene Ontology annotation, cellular component: endoplasmic reticulum membrane. Bases 334 to 2001 code for a protein of 555 amino acids. The transcript is spliced from 16 exons. NCBI's taxonomy places the organism in Eukaryota, Metazoa, Mollusca, Bivalvia, Mytilida, Mytilidae.
UACGGAUCAGAUUGUCAUGAACAUUGUUCGUCUGUUAAAAAAUAACUCGAAGAAACAAAUCUACGUGAGGAAAAGAUAGAAUUUGAUUUCAAUUUAGGGUUUACUCUUUAUGCAGGGAAUGUUACAUUAGCACUCAAAGGAGAAUCAUUUAUGUUUGUGGACAAAAAAAUUAGAUUAGCUGGAAUUCCUGGAAGAAAUAUUGAGUGUAUGUUUUGGAUGAUGCCUUAAUUUUGCAAGUGUAAAUUCUAGAAAGUCAGCUUAAAUAUCCUUUAAAAUUUGCAGCUGAAGUGAAAUACUCAGUUGUUCGUAUUGUGGUGGUAAAAAAAACUCACCAUGAAGUUGACAAGGGUCGAGAUGUUGAGAAAGUCUGCUCAUGCAGCAACGUAUAAUAUGGUUUUACAGCUAUUUCUGAAGAUGAUAUCAUUUGUUUUGAACAUGAUUGUGAUCAGACUGGCUUCAAAAGACAUGCUGGGUGUUGUGAAUAUAAGAUUGUACCUGUUAUAUACUACAGUUUUGUUUUUAGGUACAGAAGCAUUUGAUAAUGCUAGUCUCAGUAAAAUUGAAGGAAAGACUUGGAGGCAGGUCAUCAACUUGAUGUGGCUGACAGUUCCUCUCACUUGGCUGUUAAGUUGUAUAGGUAUUGUGGUAUGGUUGUAUGUUUGGAAAGUUCCAGAUCCUGAAGUCAUUCCAAAUUACUAUAUUGGUGUAAUCUCCUAUGCAAUGGCAGCUGUUAUAGCAACUUUAGCCAGACCACAUUUCACAGUAGCAGUGUCAAAUUUCUUUGUGGGUCUAAGGGUAGGUGCUGUAGCUGUUGGUGAAUCCUUUAAAGUUUUGACAGCAGUGAUACUUUUAUGGUUAAAACCUGAGCUAGGAAUUAUAUGUUUUGCAGUAGGACAGAUUAUAGGAGAGACUUUAUACAUAACUACCUAUUAUACAUUCUUUUGGAUUUACAUAAAUACUGGAGAUGAAGUAGAUAAGAGUUUUGCCUUUCAAUCUACCAGAGACUUUUUUCCAAAGUCGUCAGAGACUAAGCCCUUUUUAAAUGAAAGAAUGGCCAUGCUGACACAGUCGGUCUUUAGACAGUCUUUGCUGAAAAUAUUUCUUACAGAAGGAGAAAAGUAUGUUAUGACGAUAUUUGGAGUUCUCAGUUUAGCAGACCAAGGUGUGUAUGGCAUUGUUAACAAUUUAGGGUCCAUGAUUCCAAGAUUUGUUUUUCAACCAGUUGAAGAAAGUGGGAGAGUCUUUUUUUCCCAGUUACUGCUCAGAGGAAAGAAAUUUUUUGAGCAACCAAAAGAUGAAGCUGUUUUAGCCUAUCAAGUAUUGAAGCAUCUACUAAGAGCGAUGUUAAUGAUCGGCAGUAUAAUAUUAGUUUUUGGAAAUAACUAUGCCUUCCUGUUACUUGAUUUAUAUGGAGGAGAACAUAUAUCUGAAGGUUCAGGGCCAUAUAUAUUGAAGUGGUUUUGUGUAUAUGUGUUAAUCUUAGCUAUUAAUGGAAUAAUGGAAUGCUUCCACUUUGCAUUAAUGAAUAUAGCAGAAACAGAUAGCUACAAUAAGAAGAUGCUGUUAUUUUCUGUAGUGUCCCUCGUUUCCACUCUACUUAUUCCACAAUACUUUGGAGGAGCAGGAUUUAUCAUAGCAAAUAUUCUCACCAUGUGUACACGUAUUUUCUACAGUUUGCUGUUUAUCAGAGAAUUUUAUCAUGGAACAGAAUAUAAGCCUUUGAAAGCACUGAUACCUUCUAUACCCUUUUGUAUAUCUCUCAUCAUUUCAUCUUUAAUAAUGAAAUUGUCGGAGAGUUUUUUCUGUUGUGAUCAAGGACUGUUAUUCAGAUUAGUACACAUAGGAAUUGGUGGUCUAAGUCUACUAUCAGUUAUAGGUGUUAUCUACUUUACAGAGACAGAUUUAUCAGACUUUGUUCUAAAGCAUUAUAGAAAAACAAAAUCAGAAAAGAGGGAGGCAGAAGAAGAUAAAAAGAGGGAAGAAGAUAAAAAAAUGGAAUAACUUUGUUCGUAUUUUCAUGUAGUUAUAUUGUAUUAACUUUUUCUAAUUUAUUGAAUUGCAUUUAAAUAGAAAAUAGUAUUAUAAUUUUUGCUGAAGUCUUUGUAUAAAUAUUUUGGAGUUUUUAUACGACCGCAAAAAUUAAAAAUUUUUUGGUCGUAUAUUGGUAUCACGUCGUCGUCGUCAGCGUCAUCCGAAGACCGAUGAUUUCCGGAUAAUAACUUUAGUAUAAGUAAAUAGAAUUCAAUGAAAUUUUAACACAAGGUUUAUAACCACAAAAGGAAGGUUGGGAUUGAUUUUGGGGGUUUUGGUCCAAACUGUUUAGGAAUUAGGGGCCAAAAAGGGGCACAAAUAAGCAUUUUUCUUGGUUUUCGCACAAUAACUUUAGUAUAAGUAAAUAGAAAUCUACGAAAUUUAAACACAAGGUUUAUGACCACAAAAGGAAGUUUGGGAUUGAUUUUGGGAGUUUUGGUCCCAACAGUUUAGGAAUUAGGGGCCAAAAGGGUCCAAAAUUAAACUUUGUUUGAUUUCAUCAAAAAUUUGAAUUAUUGGGGUUCUUUGAUAUGCCGAAUCUAACCGUGUAUUUAGAUUCUUAAUUUUUGUUCCCAUUUUCAAAUUGGUCUAAAUUAAGGUCCAAAGGGUCUAAAAUUAAACUUAGUUUGAUUUUAACAAAAAUUGAAUUCUUGGGGUUCUUUGAUAUGCCGAAUCUAACAGUGUAUUUAGAUUCUUAAAUUUUGGUCCCGUUUUCAAAUUGGUCUACAUUAAGGUCCAAAGGGUCCCAAAUUAAACUUUGUUUGAUUUUAACAAAAAUUGAAUUCUUUUGGUUCUUUGAUAUGCUGAAUCUAAACAUGUAUUUAGAUUUUUGAUAUUUGGGCCCCUU